AUGUUGGACAUUGACAUCAAAAUAGUCACCAUCGCAGCUCUAUUGCUCCUCUUUGCUCUGGAAACGGGCAUUCGCUAUUCAAUGGGACAAAAAUCGGUCAAAAAUCGACAAAUUUUGGAAUCAGGACCUCCAGAAAACCUGCCAGACCCUUCAGAAUUCAAGAAAUCAUCAUCUGAAAAAUCAGCUGACGAUCAGGCCCAAGAGACCGUAACCGAUGACCAGAAAAAUAGCCAAAAAGCUCAAGAACCUUCUGGAAUACCUGACAUAGCUCAUAGAAAAUUUCCAACAAUGGAAGAGGAAAUCGCAAGCUUGGAAGAAUUAAGCAACAAAUACGGUAAUGGACCACCCGCCAAGAGUUUUCUGACACAUCGAAAAAGUUUCAGAAGCAUCUCGUUCUGCUCAGAGGCGUCGGUAUCAAUAGCAAUCCGGGAAAUCGUCUUCUAG
Messenger RNA from Caenorhabditis briggsae, 444 nucleotides. NCBI's taxonomy places the organism in Eukaryota, Metazoa, Nematoda, Chromadorea, Rhabditida, Rhabditidae. The record is from RefSeq and is a predicted model, not a curated record. Bases 1 to 444 code for a protein of 147 amino acids. The transcript has a single exon.